AUGGACACAAACACCUGUGAGGGAACAGAAACUGUUGAUUACUGUUAUGAAUUUGUAAAUGGAUCUUGUCCGAAAGCAACCCGAUCAAGCAGCCUUCGAGUAUUCUUGUAUACAUUUUUGAUGCUAAUAAUUCUUUUUACCAUCAUUGGUAACCUAUUGCUCAUCAUUUCAAUAUUCCACUUCAAGCACCUUCAAACACCCACCAAUUAUCUAAUUCUUUCCUUGGCUACUGUUGACUUUCUGUUGGGAUGUUUGGUUAUGCCUUACAGCAUGGUGAGAUCAGUGGAAACAUGUUGGUAUUUAGGACAUGCAUUCUACCGCUACUAUGCAAUGUGUGACCCACUGAGGUACAACUUAAAAAUAACUUUAUUUUCUGUACAGUUAAUGAUCUUCAUUAUCUGGAGUGUUUCUGUUGUUUUUGCCUUUGGCAUGAUCUUUUUAAAAUUAAAUUUGAAAGGCAUUGAGGAAGUAUACCACAAUGAUAUCACUUGCCAUGGGAGUUGCACACUUGUAUUCAGUGAAAUAUCAGGGGUGAUUGCUUCAUUGAUUUCUUUCUACAUCCCAGGAAUUGCCAUGCUCUAUAUUUAUUGUAAGAUUUAUUUUGUGGCUAUGAAACAAGUGAAAAGUAUAAACAGAGUAACCGUUCAAGUUCAAAGCAUCAGAGUAAACAGAAGCAGGUUUUCACGAAAACAUGAAAGAAAAGCUGCCAAAACGCUAGGAAUCGUGGUGGGCAUAUUCCUGAUUUGUUGGUCUCCGUUCUUCAUUUGCAACACAGUGGAUGCAUUUCUCAGUUAUUCAGUACCACCAGUUUUGUUUGAUACUCUUGUUUGGUUUGGUUACUUGAAUUCUACGCUUAAUCCUCUUAUCUAUGGCUUCUUCUUUUCUUGGUUUAGAAAAGCUGUAACAAUUAUUUGUACAUGUAAGAUAUUUCAGUCUGAUUCCUCUAGAAUAAACUUGUACUGUGAGUAA
Molecule: messenger RNA, 969 nt
Organism: Pristis pectinata (smalltooth sawfish)
Lineage: Eukaryota; Metazoa; Chordata; Chondrichthyes; Rhinopristiformes; Pristidae
Product: trace amine-associated receptor 1-like
Exons: 2
Coding region: 1-969 (322 amino acids)
Biological process (GO): G protein-coupled receptor signaling pathway
Cellular component (GO): membrane
Molecular function (GO): trace-amine receptor activity
Source: RefSeq, a predicted model, not a curated record